Anguilla anguilla (European eel) is the source of this 947-nucleotide messenger RNA. RefSeq lists its product as uncharacterized. Gene Ontology annotation, cellular component: nucleoplasm; cytoplasmic stress granule. Gene Ontology annotation, molecular function: RNA binding. NCBI's taxonomy places the organism in Eukaryota, Metazoa, Chordata, Actinopteri, Anguilliformes, Anguillidae. The record is from RefSeq and is a predicted model, not a curated record. Bases 112 to 924 code for a protein of 270 amino acids. The transcript is spliced from 4 exons.
CUCACUUCCACCCGGGUAUAUUCAUGCUUCGUUCCACCACUUAGCAAGCAGGCUGCGAUCGGUCCCGUUCAAAUCUCCUCUACGUCCACAUAGGAAAUACCAAGACAGAACAUGCACAUUAAGACAGGUACGUGGGAGGCCAGCAGCACGGUGUGUGAGCCGGACGCCCUCUACGACACCGCGGCCCUGGUCUCCCCGCCCAACCCGGAGCCGCACAUCCGGAACCGCCGCCUCUCCCCCGGCUCGGGGGAGUGCGGCGGGGGAGGGGGCGGCGGCAACCGGGUCCGCGGCAAGCCGGAGACGCCCCCGCCCGAGCACGGCCCCGCCUCCGGCAGGGACGCCGAGCACAGGGCCCACCCGAAGGGGCGCGCCCUGCGGAAGGUUCCGGAAGGGGCCCGGGCGGCCCGGGCGAGGAGGGGGGAGAGGGAGAGGUGGGCGGGGGACGGGCUGUCGCUGCUCAAGCCCCCGCCCGCGUUUCCGGUGCAGGACAGCCCCGCCAAGCUUCAGCCGGCCGUCAGCUACGCCUCCAAGGUCAAGUCGGGCGGGGCAGGGGGCGGGGCCGAGGACCCCCCGGCCAUCGGAGUGCUGCUCCAGAACCAGUGGGGGCUCAGCUUCAUCAGCGAGGGGCCCCAAGCACAGAACGGGCCCACUUUUGGAGGCCCCCCUUGCUCUCCUGUGGACCCCAUCGAUGAAACCCCUGCUCCAGAGACUCACACUCAGACCCCGCCUCCUGUCACGCCCCCUCUUCCCAUCAGCCAAUGUCGAGAAGAGAUUGACAGCUCAGGGGAGCUGCUGCUUGGCUGUCGCCACCUAGUGGAGGCGUUGCGGUAUCACACUCAAGAAUGGGGUGCACUCGACAGCAAGCAGAAACGAGGGUCUGCCACGAUCAUCUGGUACAAGAACUCUGCAGAGCAACCAGCUUAACACACACUGACAUGCUGCACACA